AUGUCCACAACUGCCUAUCAAAGUAAUCAUAUUUCAACAUCAUUUCCGCGACCAAAUAUUCGAACAUCAUCAACAACAAAUGCAAUGGCAAAUGGUCGUUCUCAAAUACCAUUAAAGGCCAAUCAUUUUCAGAAUCCAAUACCACCUAUACCUGAAUCAUCAUCAAAAAAUUCCAGUAAGACAAGACCUUCUUUAACAGCAGAAAGUUCAACAAUAUCACAUUAUCAUUCUAACAAAAAUGAAAAUACAUCAAUACAAUCUUCAAAACAAAUCUAUACAUUUAGUAAUCGACCACGUGAAAUCGGAGAAAAUAGAAAAUCUUCACAUAAUAAUCGAUUACGUCAGCGUAUAUCAUCAGCACCUGAUAAAAAUUCUCCACGUUCAAACUUAAAUCGACAAAAACCAUCAUCAGCUAAUCCGUCGUUAACACCACGUUCACAUGAUGAUGAUAAUUAUCAUUCUAUACAAAAAAUACGCUCAACAAAUUAUGUUUUAAAACGUGAUGAACAACAAAAAGAUUCUUUAAAUGAUCUUAUUAAAAAACAAGAAAAAUCUAAAGUUCCCAAAGUUGUUCAACGACGAAGACUUUUUUUACUUCUUCGCCAUUCAUCACCACGAGAAAAACAAAGUCCAUCACCAAUAUCAGAAAAAAAUCAAAUAGAAACACGAGAAAGUCCAAUUAUUCGAACAAAUAAUCAAAGUCAAAUUUUGCCUAAAAAUUCUCCAAUUCCUAAUUCAAUUGAAACUUCUCAAUCACCAGAUAACAUGGAACCCGAAAUGGUUGAUUCAAUGCAAUUAGCUGCUAUUCUAGCUGAUCUUCAAUUCCAAGAUGAUUGGCUUCCAAAUGAAGUUUCAUCAGAAAAUCAAUCAACGAAAUUGGAUAUAAGUAAAUAUGAAUAUGUUGUUGCUAGUCCAAUAGAUACAACAACAUUUAAAUUAUCACCACGUACAAUUAAACCUAAUGAAGAAUUAGCAGCACGAAUACGUUUUUCACAAGAUUAUCGAUAUGAAAUGCGUACAAGUGCUAAUGCUCCAAUACCAACUUUAUUGGCAUCGAUUGUUUCAGAUAAUAAUACUAUAGGAGGAAACGGUACGGAUAUUGAACAAACUUUUCGAUUGAAAUUAAAUUCAAAAGAUACAAUGAAAAAGCAGAAUUCUUCUGAUAAUGAUGAGCCACUUGAAUCAACGACAGAUAAUGAGUUAGUUCCGUUAUGUUAUGAUGCAACACUCAAAUGUUUCUACGAUCCAAACACAGGCAAAUAUUAUGAAUUGAUAUCAACAUAA
Messenger RNA from Rotaria sp. Silwood1, 1284 nucleotides. NCBI's taxonomy places the organism in Eukaryota, Metazoa, Rotifera, Eurotatoria, Philodinida, Philodinidae. The record is from the annotation of a GenBank genome assembly.